Molecule: messenger RNA, 665 nt
Organism: Rubroshorea leprosula
Lineage: Eukaryota; Viridiplantae; Streptophyta; Magnoliopsida; Malvales; Dipterocarpaceae
Source: the annotation of a GenBank genome assembly
UGGGUUCGGUGGUUCAAAUCUAUUGGGUUCCAUUAAACCUAGUUGCCUAGUUAGAUGGAACCCAGAUUGGUUCGUUUCUGGGUAUUCUGGCGUUUGGCUCUACUUGGCUUUGCUUGAAUUAGAGGAGGAAAGUUGUUUAAGAGAGGGAAAGAAGGAAGGGAGAAGAAGAAGAACCAACGGCAAAAACAGAGAUGGAGUUGUGCAAUUCUUAUGAUGAAUUUGAGAAGCUCGUUAUAAAGUUGAGCACUCCCAGGUUUGUUCUUCCUUCUCCCUCAAACCUUUUUUGCGAUUUUCAGUACUGCUCCUUCAACCAAACAUGUAUCAGUUUGUUUUGUUCCCCAUGUGUUGUUGAUUUUAUUCAUUAUUUCGAGCUUUUCUAGGUUUCUGUUUUCCCCUUGAUCUUUCUUCCUUGUAGUUUGUUUUAAUUUUGUAAGGUUUUGGUCUGCAAUUUUGGGUUUUUGAUUUAAGCAACGUGUUGUUUAAUUCUUUCAAUGUUGAGAUCAUAGCAGUUAAAUUCGUCGAUCUCUCCAUGAUCUGCUCCCUUUUUGUAUUUUUUAAAGAAUUUUUGAAUUUAAGCACUUAGGGGAAGAAUCAGAUCUCCUCAUAUAUCAACUUUUCCUUUGUUUUAAGCAUUUUAUUUAACUGGAACGAAUUCGAUUUUGAAU